UUGUCAGAAGUUCUUUUAAAUCGUGACUGGAGCAUUAUGUGGCACAAAUAUUGUGAUUCGUCGCAUAUUGGACGGCAGUUUACACGAAUCAUUCCAGUUAACAAUAUUAGCGACAUUAGUUCUCUGGCGGCGCGUUUCGUUUUUCCUUGAAGCUACUAACGUACUGUAUGUAUAUAGAAGCUUCGCCACACGUAGAGAGCUCGGUGGACUCUGUGACGUAAUCACACGCUUACGAGUCAAUUAGUAUCCACUACUCGGAUCAGUGCCGGUCAGAGUUUCAACUACUUCCACGCGAAGCAGAUUGGUGACCGUCAUGUCGCGGUUUCGAUGGAUCCCUGUGUGCGCGCUGAUGGUUCUUGCGAGCUGCUCGGCUAGUAUUAAUGAUCCUGUGCCUGCGAAGAAGCUGAAAAUCCUCGGUGUCUUCGGACACAUGGGGAAAAGUCAUUUCGACAUUUUCAAACCUCUGCUUGAGGAAUUGGCCCGUCGAGGCCACGAUUUGACAGUGAUCUCAUACUUUCCCAGAACCGAGAAGGCCAUCGCCACGGAACCUCUGCCAAAUUACAAAGACAUUAGCUUACUCGGAGAUGGGUUAAAUCAGUUCGUAGAAGUGGUCGAUCUGCACCAGAUGAUCAAUCCGAAGUUCAAAAUGAUUGGGAACUUAGUCCUGUUGCAUCACAUGGCGUCUAUGGCUUGCGAGGCAGGUCUGAAUAACACACGUGUCAAGGAGCUCGUUAAAUCGGGGGAACAGUUCGACCUGGUACUCACCGAAGCCUUCAACACUCAUUGCUUCUUCGCUGUAUUCCAUCGAAUCGACGCGCCUUUCAUCGAAAUAUCCACGCAUUUGCUGAUGCCGUGGGUCUUCGGAGAAGUGGGCUUCAGUCAUGAAGCCAGCCACGUACCGGCGUUGUUUUCGGAAGUAUCGAAGCCGAUGAGCUUCCUGAAAAGAUUGUGGAAUGUAGUCGCUAUAGGCACCGCGUGCUCGAUGUUCAACACCAUUUUUCAGUGGACUGAUCAGUCUCUAGCUAACCGCAUUUAUGGUCCUGAGGUUCCUAAUCUAAUGCAAAUGAGUCACAAUGUUUCGUUGGUGUUCGUUAAUACUCAUUUCAGUCUUUUCGGAGCUCGAGUGCACCCGCCGAACGUUGUAGAGAUCGGUGGGAUCCAUAUUCCGAAAAAGACAAAUCCUUUACCCAAGGACAUUGCGAAGUUCCUUGAUCAAGCUCACGAGGGGGUUCUGUAUUUUAAUCUUGGCUCUAUGGUCAAGGCCUCCACCAUGCCGGAGGAUAAAUUGACUGCUCUGUUGAACGUGCUCGGUUCUAUUCCUAGAAAAGUGAUUUGGAAAUGGGAGAACGACGAUAUGCAACAGAAACCUAAGAACUUCCUGGUGAAGAAAUGGCUGCCUCAGUUUGACGUAAUGAAUCAUCCGAAUGUUAAAUGCUAUUUCGGUCACGGAGGACUUCUGGGUUUAUCAGAGGGUGUUCAUAGCGGUUUGCCGAUGAUAUUGAUGCCACUGUUCGGCGAUCAGUAUCAGAAUUCGGUCGCAGCUGAGGCCAGGGGUGUCGCUGUGCUCCUGGAAUUCUCUGAAUUGAACGAGGAGAAUCUGAGACACGCUGUGGACGAAAUAUUCAACAAUACCAGAUAUAUGGAAAAUGCUAAAAGAUUAUCAAAAGCAUACAGAGAUCGUCCAACGAGUCCACUAGAUACAGCAGUCUGGUGGUCAGAAUACAUCGGUCGAGGAAAUGGCUUGCCUUACAUAAAGAGCGAUGCGUCGCAACUGCCGUGGUAUGUUCGUAAUCUCGUCGACGUAAUCGCUGUUUUAAUCAUCAUCGCGUUGGUUACGAUCUACGCCAUCUACAAACUAACCAAGUAUCUUCUAAACCGCGGGAAGAAGGUGAAAGUCAACGAGAAAGACACAGCGUCGAAGAAGAGGAAUUGAUAAACGAUGAUGUUAGAAUUAUUCUUGAGCGAUUAUUUUCUCGAGACAUUGGAACGAGGUGUGCUAAAGACAAAGGCUACUGCUCAAUACGUGUUACCACACUGUAACACGCUAAAAUAUUUUGGAAAUCGCUGACACUAUAAUUUUCACAUUAAUUUCAAUCAUCAAAUAUUCAUCAAUCAAAUUAUGGAACUGAUUAUCAAAAUUUAUAGCAUCAAAAGCUUCAACACUAGGAUUAUUGACAUGUUUUCGGCCAAAAGAAAAUCGUUGGGAUGAUUUAAUAAUUUGCCACUGGCUAAAGAAAUCGGAGUUCCGUAAACUUUGCUAUCGCAAGAAACACGAGGGGACAUUGGAUUUGAUGUUUGUACAGUGCUUCGUCGAAACGAGUGGCACGAACGUGUUCGAACUGUUUCGCGAAUCAUUAAGCAGGAGCGCCGAUGAAAAGUAGGGACUUUAUUCGACCAUUCACAGAUGCGCCAUCGAUUUUUACUUUACAGCGAGAUUUCACGAAGAUCCUGCGCUGACAAUAGCCAAUCAAGGAUAGAUUUUAUUUGACUGUUUGGCGAGCGGAAACUUUGUCGCGAUUUCAGGUAGAAAACGCCGCGGCACUGAUAAAUUAUUGGGUACAUAAAUAGGGUCUGUUCAACUUAAUACAUCAACAUUUAAAUAAAUAAUGCCACAUUUCCAUUCAACAUUUUAUUUAAUCAACGAUACAGUGAAAUUCCGAUUAUCCAAUAUUUAAUUAUCCAAAAUGUUCGAUAAACUGGCAUACUUGUUCCGACCGUUUUUAAUUGUAGCGAGUAAUAACUAAUACAAACAAAGAUACGUAUAUUUUUUCACUUUCUUCGAAAUGAAUUUUUCAAGAAAUACUAAAAUAUUACGAGGCAUGGCCACUGCUUAACACUAGAACUAUUGCACUCGUUAAAAUGAUGGGUUUCAAUUUUUCUAUUUCGCAAUUAUUGAUAACUUAAACAUCUUAAACAUCCGAAAUGAUUUUGAAAAGACAUUGUUCCAGUUGAAUACUAUAAUGAUUAUAUAAAGAAAUCGAAAAAAAUCUGUUAUUACAAUUU
Molecule: messenger RNA, 3003 nt
Organism: Nomia melanderi (Alkali bee)
Lineage: Eukaryota; Metazoa; Arthropoda; Insecta; Hymenoptera; Halictidae
Product: UDP-glycosyltransferase UGT5
Molecular function (GO): UDP-glycosyltransferase activity
Source: RefSeq, a predicted model, not a curated record